CCAUCAUAUGCUCACCAGAAGUUGCCUAACAAUGGAGUUCUUAUUUCUGCUGACUGUGUGUGCCCUGAUGGGCCUCUGCUCCGGACAGCAUGGGGAGUAUUGUCAUGGUUGGACUGAUUCCUAUGGGAUCUGGCGCCCUGGCUUCCAUUGCCCGGAGAGAUAUGAUCUGCCUGAGGCCACUCUUUGCUGUGGCUCCUGCGGGCUCAAGUAUUGCUGCUCAACUGUAGAGUCCAGGCUGGACCAGGGAUUGUGCCCCAAUGAGGAGGAUCUGGAUUUGCUGAGAGACGGAUUGCCCUCCAUUCAUCUGCCACCCACAGUCCCCACAUACUUUCCAUUCCUAUUGGUUGGCAGUAUUUUUGUUAGCUUCGUUAUCCUUGGAUCGUUAGUGGGCUUGUGCUGCUGCAAAUGCCUAAAGCCUGAGGAUGAUACACAAGAAAGUGGACCGGUCCCUAUCCAGAGUCGACUCCUGGACACAGAGCCGUCUACAGACACCUCAAGACACUCCAGUUCCAGCUCUGCCUCCGUGCCACGGCCCCCCAUAGGUGCCCGUCCGCAAAACCUCUGUUCUCUGGGAGCAGAAAAUCUCAACCUGUAUAUGAACAUGCCUGCAGCAUUUCCUAUGAUGGGAUGUCCCCAGAAUACACAGUUUGUGCACCCUGGAACAGCAGGGCCACCCUUCAUGCAGCCUCCUUUUAUAAAUUAUGCCGUACCAGCAGAACAUGCCAUUCUAAUGGCCCCUGCGCCUUAUAUUGAUGCCAGGAACUGUUAUGGGCAAACAUCAAACAUCUACUGUCCAGUAACCCAGCAAAGUGAUCAGAACAUGUGUACUGGAUCCUCUUCUAAAUGUUAAGGGGCACUUUGGGAACUAUUUAUUUUUCCUAUUUAAAACACUGGUGAUAUCAUCAAAGUUCUUGCAAAACUGAAGCAGGAUCAGCUUCACUACUAUGGCUGAUAUUCUGAACACUUUGUGCCAGCAGACUAGUAAAGUUGUAGCAGUGGCAGAUCAGUACAGUGGCACAUCCGCUAAAGUCUGUCAUUAAUCCCCAGCUUUGGAUGUUGCAUCUCAAGUUGCAAGUGUGCAAAUUUGGUCAUGGUAAUUUGCUAAUUUACACACAUGGGAUUCGAGUCUGACUUUAGUGCGCCACUGUGCUAAUUUGAUUUACACCCAAGAUAGCUUUACAUUAAUUCAGGAUGGGGAUUUUUUUUUAAUGGGCAUAAUAAUUUCAAUGUAAAUUGUUUAUACAAUUUUCAGGUAUUUACAGCCUGUUAUAGUGUAUAUUUUUGUUGUGUAUACAGCAUUUGCUUCUGGAAAAGGAGCGUCCUGUUUUACUUUAACCAUGUUAAAUGCACUUUAUUUUAAUGGUCAAGAAAAAUUAAACACAAUCGAUGGUU
Xenopus tropicalis (tropical clawed frog) is the source of this 1392-nucleotide messenger RNA. It is a transcript of the gene shisa1.2, whose product is annotated as shisa 1 gene 2. NCBI's taxonomy places the organism in Eukaryota, Metazoa, Chordata, Amphibia, Anura, Pipidae. Bases 8 to 850 code for a protein of 280 amino acids. The record is from RefSeq and is a predicted model, not a curated record. Gene Ontology annotation, cellular component: membrane. The transcript is spliced from 2 exons.